AUGUUUCCAUUUGAACAAAUUAUUAACAAAGCAGAAAACAAACCAGAUGAAGUCCAAAUGGAAAUAUUAAAGAAAAUAAUAAAUUCAACAUUCAUUAUCAGAAAAAAUGAAACAGUAACGCUUAUGGAAAUAGUUAAUACAUUACCAAAGAAAGAAGACACAAAAACAACAAGGAAAGAUGAUAAUGAAAGUAGUAAAGAUUAUAGAGAUGAUAGGUCACGUAAAAGAAAAGGAAAUGAUGAAGAAUAUUCAAGAAGAGAUGAUCGAAAUUAUCGUGGAGAUUAUCGAAGAAAUAAUAGUAAAUCAUCAAGGAGUAGUUCACGAAAGAGAGAUCGAGGAGGAAGACAUUGA
This is a messenger RNA of Entamoeba nuttalli P19, 351 nucleotides long. RefSeq lists its product as hypothetical. The record is from RefSeq and is a predicted model, not a curated record. The transcript has a single exon. Bases 1 to 351 code for a protein of 116 amino acids. Lineage: Eukaryota; Evosea; Mastigamoebida; Endamoebidae.